This is a messenger RNA of Centropristis striata (black sea bass), 2260 nucleotides long. RefSeq names its product low density lipoprotein receptor adaptor protein 1b (gene ldlrap1b). The record is from RefSeq and is a predicted model, not a curated record. Gene Ontology annotation, cellular component: early endosome. Bases 156 to 1088 code for a protein of 310 amino acids. The transcript is spliced from 9 exons. Lineage: Eukaryota; Metazoa; Chordata; Actinopteri; Perciformes; Serranidae.
UCUACCAUCGACUGAAAGCUAGCCGUGCGGAGGGGAGGAAAAAACAGCUGAAAAAAAGUUUGAACGGGAGAGGGCUGUUUUAAAACCAAGCGGAUUGUUUCGACACAAACGGACAGGCGCUCGUCGGGCUCUUUGCCCCACUUUUGGAUCACGAUAUGGACGCUUUGAAAUCCGCUGGAAGGGCAAUUAUACGGAGCCCCAGUAUCGCCAAACAGUCGUGGGCUGCUAGCAGACAUAAAAAACUUCCAGAGAACUGGACGGACACGAGGGAGACCCUUCUGGAGGGGAUGGUGUUCCAGCUCAAGUACCUUGGGGUCACAAUGGUUGAGCAGCCCAAAGGAGAGGAGCUGUCCGCGGCUGCUGUCAAGAGGAUAGUGGCCACGGCCAAAGCCAGUGGAAAAAAACUCCAGAAAAUCACAUUAACAGUCUCCCCAAGAGGAAUCAUCCUAUACGACAGUGCCUCCAACCAGCUGAUAGAAAACAUCUCCAUAUACAGAAUAUCAUAUUGCACGGCGGACAAGAUGCAUGAUAAAGUGUUUGCCUACAUCGUCCAGAGCCAACACAAUGAGACUCUGGAGUGUCAUGCCUUCCUCUGCACUAAGAAAAAAAUGGCCCAGGCGGUAACCCUAACAGUGGCUCAGGCUUUCAGAGUGGCGUUUGAAUUCUGGCAGGCUGCCAAGGAAGAGAAAGAGAAGCGAGUGAAGUCGGGUUCAGACGGAGAAGGAGCUAGCAACUCCCAGUCGGACAGCUCGGCCAGCCUGGGCAGCCUGAAGGGAGGAGAAGUAGCGACAGGAAAACUUCUGGAUUUGGCAGAGGGAGCCAACGUGGCGCUGAUCCACUCAGGAACAAAGCAGACUGAAUCGGAUCCCUUUAUGGUGCAUAAUCACGCAACAGAGAACAACAAUACUGUAUGGGAGUUGGAGGACGGUCUGGAUGAAGCUUUCUCAAGACUCGCUGAGUCUCGCACUAACCCCCAGGUCCUGGACAUUGGGGUAAAUCCUCAGGACUUCAACACUGAAGAGUGCCUGUCCCCAGGCAAAUGGGACCAAGAGGACACAGACUUCACCACGCAAAAAGACACUUUUUAAAAGUGAAGCCUCCGUCAGGAAAAGGGGAAACAGGGAAGCAGGAGGAGAAACGGUGGUAACAAAAAACAUGGUUGGAAACUGAAGUGACAAACAGACAUUUGUGACAUCGGUAAGGUUUCCAGCUCUCUCCCACCCGCCGUGUCCUCUCAGUGGUUCGGUCGAGUGGCUCUCUGAUGCUCCUGCAUCCACCGGAGGAGGACAGCAUGAGCAGACUGCUCACAGAACAGGCCAAAGCAAUACAAACCAAUUAAUCCCUUUUUCUAUGAGAAAAAAACAUGCAGUCAUUUAAUGUUUGUUACAGUCAGUGUAUUACUUCCUUUUUGUGUCUGUUUACCCAUUCACUGUUAGUAAUGUGUUUGUGGUAUGUGCUUGUGUACAAUGCGUUAAAGAAACUGUGUGUGUGUGUGGAUGUACAGUAUAUACAUGUACAAAGCGAGAUAUGAAAGAUAUGAUGUGUUGAGUUUUGAACAGGUCAUUACAUGAGGGAAAGGUCUACAAGGGUGCUGUCACAUAUUUUAUUUACUUGGAGAAAUGUAACUGGAUCAGAGGGAAAGUUUCUGGUGAAGGCCACCAAUGCACCAGUUCCAGUAUUGGACAAAACUAUGAGGUUACUACCUAUGUGCUUCAACGAUUCAGCCCUAAACAGGGCAACAAAAGCUUUAAAAAAAUAAAAAUAAAAAAAAAGUGUGUGUAUGCUUUGUUCAAGAGAGUGUGUGAAAAAUGGAUGAGAGCAAAAUGACAAUCUUAUUUUUUCUCUAAUGCAAAAUCUAUUUUUGCACUCAGCAUUCAUCCACUUUUAAAAAGCACAUAUUUAAUGUAAGGGAAUUUAAUGUUAAGCAUCAAACUCAUUAUUCAGGCUUAUAUACAGUGCCUCGGCUCACUCUGUUCCUGUUUUAUUGUUUUAACUAUGGAUCACAGUUGAUUCUUGAACAUUAAUUAUUGUGAUUCAUAGUUGAGAAAAUGAAACAUGAAGUCCAAAGGGGGUGAACGUGUUCUGUUGGCACGCUACCACUGUAUGUUAAAUUAUAUUGUUGCAUUGACUUUGCUAGUUUACUUUUUUUUCUGGGAAGGGUUCCCAGUGUUUUUUUUUCUUUUUUUGGCAUUUGUUUAUGUAUGAAUUUAAUUUAAUUCAUUAAUUUACAUAAAUUUCAAUAAAAGCAAAAUUGUGUAUG